AGACCUCCCAGCCAGCGCCAGCUGAGCUCUGCCCGGGACCGCCACCGCCUCCCUCCUCCUCACUUCUUAGCAGAAGCCUGGCAGCCUGCUGUGCGCUCUCCCUUUGGCAGGGCGAGUCUGGGGGUGGGAGGAUCCCGAGGGACAAGGCAGGGAGAGGGUUAAACGGAGCGAGCGGAGACUCCUAGAGAGAGCCCAAGAAGAGCGGGGAGGCUGCUCUGCACAGGGAGAGAGUGACGGCUCCGCUGCUCCCCCUUUGUUGUUUUUUUCCGAGCCGAGGUGUCGGCUCCGUCCUGAGGCAACGAGUCCUCAAACUAAAGUUUGCAAAUGCAGAUUGGCAAAAUACAUUUCAACAUGGAUUCAGCAGGAGUGUUUUAGUAUACCCAAAUGUUUUCACCUGGGGUCAGAACCUGUAUAAGGAAAGAGCCACUCCACUCCCGUGUGCCUGGGGAAAGAAUUCCCAAGAGAGUCGAGAAGGAGGAGCCUCCUCCCCAAACCAUCUCAGAUCUCAGCUUCUUAAAUGGAGGAAUGUGAAGGUUUGAUGACCUUUGAGGUGGCUGUGAAUUUCUCGGAGGAGAAGUGAGCUCUGCUGAUCCUGGCCAAAGGGCUCUGCACAGAGACCAGAUGGAGGGAAUGUCUGGGCAUCUGGCCUCUCUAGAUGAUGAAGGGGAAACCGAGAGAGAAUUUGAACAGCAGAGAAGGAAGACAGAAGGGGGAAAUGAUGGGGUUAAGAAAUCAUCUGCUACUGAGUGCUCUGACUUUCCUGACAUUCCAAUCCAACAAAAGAACUAUGAAGGAAACGAAAAUAAUGAAUAUUUUCCAUGUGAAAAAACCUUAAACACUAAGUCAAGAUGCAGCCGUAAUAAAAGAAUCCGUACAGGUGAAAAAACAUAUGAAUGUGGUGAGUGUGGAAAAAGCUUCACUCACAACUCGAGUCUUAUUACCCAUCAAAGAAUUCAUACAGGAGAAAAACCAUAUCAGUGCUCAGAAUGUGGAAAGAGCUUCAGUCAGAGUGCAAACCUUACUUCCCAUCAAAGAAUCCACACAGGGGAGAAACCAUAUAAAUGUAUGGAAUGUGGAAAGAGCUUCAGCCACAGCCAGAGUCUUUCUGGCCAUCAAAGAACACACACAGGGGAGAACCCACAUCAAUGCUCAGAGUGUGGAAAGAGCUUCAGUCAGAGUGCAAACCUUACUUCCCAUCAAAGAAUCCACACAGGAGAGAAACCAUAUAAAUGUAUGGAAUGUGGAAAGAGCUUCAGCCACAGCAGGAGUCUUUCUGGCCAUCAAAGAACACACACAGGGGAGAAACCAUAUCAAUGCUCAGAAUGUGAAAAGACCUUCAGGAACAAGAGUAACCUUGUUUUCCAUGAAAGAAUACACAGACGGGACAAACCCUAUCAGUGCUCAGAGUGUGGAAAGAGAUUCCGGGAGACCUCAGCCCUUAGUAUCCAUCAGAGAAUCCACACAGGGGAGAAACCUUAUCAAUGCUCAAAAUGUGAAAAGAGCUUCACCUGCAGGAGUAACCUUGCUUCCCAUGAAAAACUGCACACAGGUGAGAAACCAUAUCUGUGCUCAGAGUGUGGGAAGAACUUCAGGGAUAGCUCUCAGCUUAAUUACCAUCAAAGAAUCCACACAGGAGAGAAACCACACCAGUGCUUAGAGUGUGGAAGGAAUUUCAGGCUGAGCUCACAGCUUGCUUGCCACCAAAAAAUCCACAAAAGGGAGAAACCAUUUCAGUGCUCUGAGUGUGGAAAGAGCUUCAAGCAGAGCUCUGCUCUUACUUCCCAUAAAGUAACCCACUCUGAACGGAAACCAUAUAAAUGCUUUGAAUGUGGAAAGAAUUUCCUUCUGAGCGGGAACCUUAUUAACCAUCAAAGAAUUCACACAGGAGAAAAACCGUAUCAAUGCUCGGAAUGUGGAAAGAGCUUCAGCCAAAGCUCAGGUCUUAUUAGGCAUCAGAUAAUCCAUACAGGAGAGAAGCCGUAUCAUUGCUCAACAUGUGGAAAAAGCUUCAACCACAGUGCAAAUUUUGUUGUGCAUCAAAGAACCCACACAGGUGUGAAACCAUAUCAGUGCUCAGUGUGUGGAAAGAGUUUCAACUGGAGCACACAACUUGCUAAACAUCAAAGAAUCCACACAGGCGUGAAACCAUAUCAGUGCUCAGUGUGUGGAAAGAGCUUCAGCCGGAGCUCAGUACUUUCUUCUCAUCAAAGAAUCCACACAGCAAUGAAAUCAUACCAAUGCUUCGUGUGGAAUGAUGUUCAACAAGAAUUCAAACCUUUCUCGCCAUGAAAGUUUCCACACAAGGGGAAAACCAUAAUACUGCUCAGUGUACGGAAUGAGCCUCAAGACAGCUUCACAUCUUACUAGUAAUCAAAGAAUGCAUUCCUGUGGACAAACCAUGUAAAUACCCGCUGUGUGGAAAGGGGUUUAGCCAGAGUUCAGACCCUAUUUGACAUUUUACAAGCUAUAUGGGAAAAACCACAUCUAUGCUCAGUGUGUUAAAAGAGCUUCUGCUGCAUCUCAAGCCUUAAUGGACAUCUAAGAAUUCACCAAGGAUAGAAACCAUUUCAUUGCAGAGGAUGUGUGUGGAGAAACGAGGCAAACCUCUUCUUUUUGUAAAUAAAAUUGUAUAUGUAAAUUGCCUUGCUAGUCGCUGUAUUAAGAAAUGGGGUACGAGGAGGGGAGAGUCCCCCCUUUUACUUUUACUUUCUUAAGGAGCUUGCUGCCCCACAUCAAGAUUAAAUGGGGGAACUCUCCCCUCCUCACCCCCUCCCUCCCUGCAG
Hemicordylus capensis (graceful crag lizard) is the source of this 2783-nucleotide messenger RNA. RefSeq names its product zinc finger protein OZF-like. Bases 622 to 2289 code for a protein of 555 amino acids. The transcript has 4 exons. The record is from RefSeq and is a predicted model, not a curated record. Gene Ontology annotation, biological process: negative regulation of transcription by RNA polymerase II; regulation of cytokine production; regulation of immune system process. Lineage: Eukaryota; Metazoa; Chordata; Lepidosauria; Squamata; Cordylidae.